Molecule: messenger RNA, 1326 nt
Organism: Aspergillus bombycis
Lineage: Eukaryota; Fungi; Ascomycota; Eurotiomycetes; Eurotiales; Aspergillaceae
Exons: 5
Coding region: 1-1326 (441 amino acids)
Biological process (GO): proteolysis
Cellular component (GO): fungal-type vacuole
Molecular function (GO): serine-type carboxypeptidase activity
Source: RefSeq, a predicted model, not a curated record
AUGCGUCCUUUCCGCCGUAUUGUGGCAUUCGCAAUCGGCAGCAUUGCAGCAGCUGAAACAUCUCAGUUGGUUCUCUCACAUACACAGGUGUCCUCUCGGACCCGAGCGCUCGAGACGAGCGCUGACCUUUGCGAUGGCGUGCAAGGAUUCUCAGGUUAUGUGGACACAGUCGAUGAUCGACAUAUUUAUUACUGGGCGUUUCCCAGUGCAAAUGAACCUAGCACGGACCCUGUGAUUCUUUGGUUGUCUGGAGGCCCCGGUGCAUCCAGCGUGACCUUUGGAGCGCUCUCUGAGCUGGGUGCCUGCAUCUACGACUCAACGGCUGGGAAACCAAAGGCGAACCCAUACAGCUGGCAUACGAAUGCAACCGUCAUUUUUGUAGAUCAGCCAGUGAAUGUCGGAUACUCAUAUUCACCUCACCAUGUGAGCACCCUCAACCAAUCCACCGCCGAUCUCUACGCCUUCAUCGCAAAUUUCAUGCACGACCUUCCGCAGUACAGCCACCAGCCCUUUUAUGUAGCCGGCGAGUCCUACGGCGGAAGCUACGUGCCAGGGAUCGCCAACAAGAUCCAUGAGAAAAAUAAGGAAAUUUCAGCGCAAGCACCGCGCGCAGGGGCAGCUGGCCAGAUGAUAAACCUGCAGGGAGUACUCAUCGGCAACGGCCUCUUUCAAACAGCCGUGCAGCGUCCCGGGUUCGUUGAUCUAGGCUGUACGCCUGGAAUUGUUGGCCCCAUGCCCCUAUUGAAUGACACUCUUUGUCAAGAAAUGCGCGACAGCUGGCCCCGUUGCAAGGCAUUGAUGGCACGGUGCGCGCUGGGCCACUACAAGGACCGCGACAUAUGCCGCGAAUCCGAUGAGUACUGCGUUGCUCAUUUCGCUAGCAUGAUCAAUCGCAUUGGCCGUAAUCCGUACGAUAUCCGGGAGCGAUGCGUGCCCGAGAGCGAUGGGGGUGAGAUGUGUAUGCAUCCAACCACGUUAUUCUCGUGGCUCGACCGGGCCGACGUUCGUGCGGGGUUGAACGUCGACGCCGGUGUUGUAUACCGGCAUCUCAGCUAUGAAAUGGAGGAGCCUUUGCGGCAAAUGGGGAAAUUGGAUAUCCGUCCGACUUUCUGGUUGAGGUGGGAGGGUACGGGCGCAUUCAGAAAACUACCUUUUGAGAAGCUGUAUCUGGCUGCCGGGAACGAGCACGGGCAAUCGUGGGGAUACCACAAGCGAUACCGUCAGCUGAGCUUUUUUGAAAUAGCUGGGGCAGGCCAUAUGGCUCCUGCUGACAAGCCUGCUGAGACCUUGGAGAUGGUUCAGCGUUGGAUGGCUGGGGAGCUCUAG